Messenger RNA from Monoraphidium neglectum, 1428 nucleotides. RefSeq names its product Mitogen-activated protein kinase kinase kinase 11. Gene Ontology annotation, molecular function: ATP binding; protein kinase activity. Bases 1 to 1428 code for a protein of 475 amino acids. Gene Ontology annotation, biological process: protein phosphorylation. Lineage: Eukaryota; Viridiplantae; Chlorophyta; Chlorophyceae; Sphaeropleales; Selenastraceae. The record is from RefSeq and is a predicted model, not a curated record. The transcript has 7 exons.
AUGGCGGUGCUGUCCACAGUGCAGCACCCCAACAUCGUGCAGCUCUACGCCUGCCUCACAGACGUGGUGGAGGUGCAGGACGAUGGCGGCGGCACCUCCAUCGCCACCAGCUGGGCCGGCAGCAUCGGCAGCAUCAGCGGCCUGCUGCCGCCGGGCUGCCCGAGGUCGCGCUACCGGAAGCUGCAGCCGGACGAGGAGCCCGGGGAGGAGGUGACGCCCUGUAACAUCCUUGUGAUGGAGUACUGCGACCAGGGCACCCUGCGGGACGUGGUCAAGGGCGGCGCCUUCCGCGCGCCGCCUGUGGACGGCCGCGCGGCCAUGGACCUGGCGCCGGUGCUCGAAAUCCUGCUGGACGUGGCCUAUGCGAUGCAGUACCUCCACUCGCUGCAGCUGGUGCACGGGGAUAUCAAGCUGGAGAACGUGCUGAUGAAAACGGACUCCUCGCGGCGCAUCAAGAUGACCCCCAAGCUCGGAGACUUUGGGCUGGCAAAGAUCUUGAACGAGGCGCGCCACACCCUGAACCUGAGCGGCGCUGGCACCAUCACCCACCUCGCGCCGGAAAUGUUUGAGGCGGGCAGCAAGGUCACGACAGCAGUGGACUCCUACGCGUUUGGGAUCCUAAUGUGGGAGCUGUGGACCGGCGGCCGCAAGGCCUACCAAGGCCUGCCGCAGGGUAUCAUUGCAGAUCACGUCACGCGCAAGGGCCUACGCCCCGCCUUCCCUCCGUCUGCGCCGCCGCUGUACGCGCGCCUCGCUGCGGAAUGCUGGGGGGUCGAUCCCCACCGGCGGCCCACUUUUGUGCAGAUCGCCGAGCGGCUGGAGGCACUCCUGGCACCCCACGCGCCGCCCGACUGCGACGGCGGCGGCGGAGACCCCGGCGGCGGCGGCGGCGCCGGCAGCGGCACUUUGCCGUCGGUGCCGGCGCCGGCACCGGCGGAUGCUGCCGCACCGGCCCUUGGGCUUGUUGUCGGGCCUGCGCCGGCCGCCGCGUCGGCACCGGCCGCCGCGCCGGCCGAUGAACCUUCCGUGGCGGCGGCGGCAGGCGCGCCCCCGGCAGGCCCGAAGCGCACCUGGCCGCCAGUGCCCGCCCCGGUCCCCACACGCGCGUUGCCGCCGCCGCCCGUGGGGCGCCAUAAUCGCGCGUGGCCGCCGCCGCCAUCAGUUGCGGGCAGUGGCAGCGGGGGCAGGCCCUCAUUGCACGCGCUCUCGCGCAGCAAGUCGGAUGCGGACAGGCCUCUUGCCCGCGGCCGUGAUCAGAACAGCAGCGGCGAUGGCACGAGCGGCGUCACCCGCGCGAGCAGCGUCGGCGGCGGAGCUGCUAGCAGCUGCUGCGACGGCGGCGGCGCGAGCGGCAGCGGCAGCGGCAGCCGCGCAGGCAGCAGCGGGUGCAGCGGCGGCGGCGCGAGCGGCGGCGAGGCCCGCCCCUGA